This is a messenger RNA of Notolabrus celidotus (New Zealand spotty), 1759 nucleotides long. RefSeq names its product urotensin 1 (gene ucn1). NCBI's taxonomy places the organism in Eukaryota, Metazoa, Chordata, Actinopteri, Labriformes, Labridae. The transcript is spliced from 2 exons. The record is from RefSeq and is a predicted model, not a curated record. Gene Ontology annotation, cellular component: extracellular region. The coding region runs from base 188 to 628 and encodes 146 amino acids. Gene Ontology annotation, molecular function: hormone activity.
UGUUGUCUCUCGAUCCUUGUCCACUUUCCAAACAGAUCUGUGUGCUUGCAUUGACGUCAAAGCUGCAGGCUGGAUGUAUAAAACCCUCCGUCCUCUCCAGACACCGCGCUCACUGGGACUUUUUCCUGACUCUGCUCCGACCUGAGAUCCGCAAAGUUCAGCUGCAGCAUCUGCAGAGAACAAAGACAUGAAGCCAGUCCCCCUUCUCCUGCUCCUCUCCUCGGUCCUCCUCUCAUCACACCUCCACCCCGCCGCCGGCAGACCUCGCUCCCUCCCCGGCUGGCUGGAUGGUCGCCUCCAGACGCAGCAACUGGAAGAGGUGCUCCUCAGAGCGGCCGCCGCCGGGGACAGCACCGCGUCCGAGCUGCUCAGCGAGAACAUCCUGAAGUUAAUCCAAAGCCGGAACCAGGAGCAUCUGACCCUGCUCACGCCAGUGGAGGAGGAGACCGAGGACGAGGCGGUGAGGGCGGCGGCGGCGCAGCUGCUGCUGAAGCGCAGCGAGGAUCCGCCGCUGUCCAUCGACCUGACCUUCCACCUGCUGAGGAAUAUGAUCCAGAUGGCGAAGAUGGAGAGCCAGAGGGAGCAGGCUCAGCUCAACCGCAAAGUCCUGGACGAGGUCGGGAAGUAAAAAGCUCUUUUUGUCUUUUAGAGAAAAUAAAAUGCCUCAUUACAGCAGCAGCCUCCUCACUGCUGUCUCCUUCAAGUAUUCAAGACCUCUGACAUUAGUUGUUGUUUGUGCGCCUGCCUUCCUCUCCUCGACGCUUUACGCACACAUGGUGCCAAAUUACGCACCACAGCAAAAUGUUCAUCCACGUUUUAUUUAUUAAGGACUUUGUUGGGAAACAUGGAACAUGGACUUCUCUGACCCCUCACCUCUCCACCUUUACCUCUCUCUCUCACACACUCACACACACACACACACACACAAAUCUCCACUCUGGACUUUGGGAAACUUUCCUAUCCACCACUGGAUCAAACAUUUGGACACUUUAGAGCUGAGCUGUUCCUCCUGUGUUGAUCUGAUCUGAUGUUUUGAUGUUUGAGGGAAAAAUUACAGAUGAAAAGUUUCCAAAUUGAAUAAAUCAGAGAGUAAAUCAAAUAAUUUCAAAGGUUUAAAGCUUCUUUGUUAAAUUACAGUCUGACUUUAAAUGAAGUCAUGUUUGAAUCGGACAUUUGUGGAUGAUGUUCAGAAUAUUUGACCUCUUUAGAAAUCAGAUUCAAGGUGUCUUGGUUGUAACAAAGAUGGCUCAAAUAUUGUGGAUAUAUAACCAGGAAGAAUUAAGAGGAAGUCUUAAAAGAUAAAGAUCAUAUUAUUGCUUCACAUGCUGAUGUCUGUGAAGGUUCUCAGUCAUCCAGGUCAUGGUAAUCCAAAGCUUGAUCCGUAAGGCAACUGGACCAGUUUCUACCAGUCCAGUUGCCUUAUGGAUCAAGCUUUGGAUUCACAUGCUGUUGGCGUUUAAAAGUUUCAAACCUCUCUCUGAUUUCUGUUCUUCUGAUCAUCCUUCCCGUCAUGAGAUAAUCUGGAAACACCGCUUGUGUUUAAUUUUCCAUCCUCACCUGUCAGCCCUCCCCCCCUCCUGAGAUCCUCUCCUCAGUCCUUUGGUUUGAGCAGGAGCACUAUCACCUGUACUGUAUCUACUGUAGCAUGCUAAUCUACAAAAAAAAAAAAGGAAGAAAAACAGCUUUAUUUUCCCGUCAGCGUUCAUGUCCGACAUCGAUCAAAGUGUCUUUGUUUUAGCAAGAGAAAGAAAAAAGCUUU